This is a messenger RNA of Schistosoma intercalatum, 1906 nucleotides long. Lineage: Eukaryota; Metazoa; Platyhelminthes; Trematoda; Strigeidida; Schistosomatidae. The record is from the annotation of a GenBank genome assembly.
CGCAUGGCUGGUGACCGAUGCAAAUCGUUGCAGAACUAAAUACAUUUUUGAUUAGUUGAUAGGUUGCUAAAAGGUUUAGUUCAUUCGUCCUGCAGUCAUUGGAGGUAUAGUUGGGAAUGAUGGAGAGAUAACGGCAUUUGUUUUCUAUCUUUUCGAUAUCUAGUACAUAAGCCAAUUUCAACAGGGGUUUCCUCAUGUGUUUUUUUCCUGCCUUCGAAAUUAGUUUUGUACAUAGAGUCCUAGGAAAACCCCCCAGACCUCGUCUAUCUCACUCACCGUCAUCAGCUUCAAACUGCAGUGGUCGCCGUCACCAGUCUAACUAUUUAACGUCUAAAUUGAAUCAAAUUACACAAAAUCAAUGCGGUAUUAAAAUAUCUAAAAAUGACUCUGUAAAUAUCAAAUGUUCUAAACAUCAAGAUAGUGAAGAUUCUAUUUCUGUAACUAGUCAAGAUGACAAUGAUGACGACAACUAUGAUGUUCAAAAGCUGUACGACAUAGGUAACCAAAGACUUACUUACAAUGAUGAUGACGGUGAAGAGUUGGAAGAAGAAAAGGAAGAUAGUAAAGGAUACCUUGCUAAAAAUCAAAUAUCGCAGUGGAUUGACCAAAUAUUAGAACCCAAUAAAAAUUUUAAUAGUUUAUCUGUUAAUUCUGCUAAAUUCAACCAUAAUCAGAAACCAGAAGCAGUUUAUUCUCAUAUAUCAAAUCCAGAAGAUGAUAUUUUAGCACAAUGGCGUUUACGUCGUCGUAUGGAACAAGCAAGAAUGGAAAUUUCCAAAGAAUCUUACCCUCGAUCUAAUGACUUUACACAAUUAGCGACAUCAUUUUCAAGUAUAACUAUACCUCAAUAUCCACAAUUUCCUAAUCAGAAUAAAACGUCUUAUAAUCUACCACCAUUAUUUCAAUCAACAUUUGAAUCAAACAAAACUUUUCCAACUAAAAUUCACAUUAAAGAUACAAGUGUUCAAUGUGAUAUUUUGAAAAACUCGUCAACUAAUGAUUCACAAAUUCAAACAAAUCAAAGUGUUCUUAAUGCUUCAUUCAACUGUUUAAAAUCAAUCAAUUUAUUUAAUGAAUCGAAUAUACAUGAUGUUGGGACAACGACAGAUGGGAUUAUUUCUGAAAUAGGUUUAAAAGCAAAACACAAAUCUAUUCGUGUUAUGGUUCGACCACAAUCAAGAAAUGUUAAACUUCAAACACCAGUGAAUAUGAUACCAUCUAAUAUAAAAAAUAGUUCAAACAAUCGUCCCAUGAAUAAAAACUUGUGCAUAUCUGUGGAUAAAAUAUUUCAUCAACAGCACCAACAGACAACAACUAUGACUAUGACCAAUGAUACUACCAUUGCUGAUAACAAUACACUAGUGGAUUAUAAUCCUCGCAUCCCUCAAUUUUUACCAGUUGAUAUCUCUGAAAGCGCUCAAUCAAUUGAAUCUGACAGUUGGAUAUGGCCUGCAACUCCUCCAUCAAUAAAAAAUGAUAAGAAUUCAAAUUACUUAAUAACUAGUACUUGUGAUAGUCAUAUUGGACACGCAAUGGAUUAUCAACAACACCAUACAUCCCACUCGUCUGAAAAAAUAUCAAAUCAAACCUUUACUCACCUACCUGGUCCUACGUCUACUGAAUUUACAUCCAGUAAAUCUACUUUCGAUAAGGAGGUUCAAAUAGGUUUGACAAUUGCGCGCUAUAUGGAGGAAAACUUGAAUAAUGUGGAAGAACCUGAUGAAAGGUUCCCUGAGGAUGAAAUUUUGCACGAUCUACGAAGACGUCGAACUAAUUGUAUUUUGAAGAUGAGAUUGGUUAUGGAGCAAAUUCAUGAACGAGAAGCCCAACUGUUGAACAAUUCAAACAAAUUAUAUUGAAUAAUUCCUUCUAUCUGUACUCAUUUUUGAUACACAUAUAUGCCUUA